Molecule: messenger RNA, 7014 nt
Organism: Malaya genurostris
Lineage: Eukaryota; Metazoa; Arthropoda; Insecta; Diptera; Culicidae
Exons: 9
Coding region: 774-1544 (256 amino acids)
Source: RefSeq, a predicted model, not a curated record
UCACGGAGAUUACACGGUAACCUCGCCCAAACCUCUCUGUGCUACACAAAGGAUCAUAAAAUCCAUUUGGUAAAGUCUGCUUUUAUUCCGAACAGGAAAGACAACAUUUUUACAAAAAAAAAACGGGUGUAGUCUUGACAAAAUCCGCGAUUGUUUCGGGUUGAUAUAAUUUCGUUGGUUUUCAAAAAGCGAAACAGUUUGGUACGGUGAAUGUGAAUGCUUAUUAUCGAUAGGAUUUUUCGUUUCAUAUUUCUUAGCAUCGUUCGAAAGCCAGUCGCAUCUUGAUGGGGAAAUUGCUGCAUUGGCAGAAAAUAGUAACGCGUGAAGACAGGCAUUCAAAGUUAUAGGAAAAUCCGUAGAACUCUUGUAUUGUACCUACUAAAUAGUGGCCUCGCGAGUGUGUGAAUUUUGUUUCAGGUAAACACAAUCUCGAGACGUAAAAAGAAGGAUUUUACUAUACAGUAUUUGCCAUAAUGAUCAGUAUCUGGUACAACAACAAUGAUCUGAGCCGUGACUGGAUUCGUAUUGCUGGGCGAUAGUACCCGUCAUACCCUAACAAAGGGUUUCGUCCAAAGAUAAGGCAUCCAACCGAACCAAGUGCUCAACUGAACUCAUCGCAUCAGCAACAGCAACGUCGCCACAGCCAACAUCUGCAACAAUACCAGCCGACACCACAGCAGCAAUCCGGACAUCCGUCACAAUCAACAUCCGCCUCGCACGCAUCUUCGAACACACCAACCGCCGGCCGGUCUACUUCGGAUAGUACAAAGGUUAUGGGCAAACACGAAAUGAAGCGCGGAAUAUCACAGAGAUCAUCGGAUGCUGGAGUUUCAGACUCCCCCAAGCAUUACGGUUCAGCCUCGUCCAAUUUGGUUGGAAAAUUCACCCAAAGCGUGCGGCGGAUCGUGCAAGAUGUCAAAGAUGAAGGAUCGCCAAGUGGGAUGAGCCGCGAGGAGCUGAUCGAAACCAAUGAGCGGUUACGAGCGGUUCGUAUACGACUGGAAGAAUCAUACGACACGGCGAAAAAGGCACUGGUGACCUUGAUGAACAAGUACGGAGACUCCAAAAGCCAACGGAACGUUUUCAACCGUUAUCCGAUGUUGAAAUUGAUGAUUAAGGACGUCAUUCGUUUGGAAACACAGUACUGGACGCUAGUGGAAAUCCCCAAACAAGAAAAGCUCGAAACAGUCCCUGCCUUCGUGCUGCGUGCGUGUAGCAUCAUGGAAAAAUCGCAAAAGUCCGGGGAAGGAGUGAAGACCUCUGCCAAACUGGCAGAGGAAGCCGCUGAGAAACGAGAACGGAUGGAACGUCUGGAAAUGAUGACGACCGCGCAGGUCGAGCAGGAGAACACGCAAAUGAUCAAUGAUUUGUAUCGCUUACUGAAAAAAUACACCGGUUUGAGAAACCUAAUCCGUGAACUGAAGUCAGAGUAUGGAAAUUCCAAAAUCUACCCAAUCUUUCCCCGAUACACGAUGUUGAAGGAUAUGAUCAAGGAUAUUAUGCACGACCCCGACUACAUGGAAGUUUGCCAUGAGCGUACAUGAAGUCCAGUAAGUAAAAGCUGUCCACUUCGCUCACAACUUGAUGUGAUGAAGCGAUGGUACACAAUAGGCUGUGAAAUACUCCUAUUUCUUCAUUUACCCUGGUUGUUGGUAUAACACAAAGGCCAUACAAACACUGGAUACUUUGUCUGCCGCAUUACGUAUUUUUGGAGGAUAAUGUGCAAUGGUUCAAGUCAGCAAAAGGUUGAAUUUCAAUAGCUCAACUAAAAUGAAACAAAGUCGGAUGCAAACAAAGCUUGGCACAUUUCUGUGUAAAAUGCGAUGACUAAUCACAAAACCACAAACAUCCCACCCCAUCAAAACUAUCUUUAUCUAUACACUUUAAAAGUAAAACUAUUGUAAUAAAAAUCAACAAACCGAAUCAUCGCGAUAACAAAAUUUCGAAACUUCCCACCUUUCGAUGUGGCACGAAUAAGCAUAUUAUGAAAUAAUAUUUACACGCGAAACUGAUUCAAGGAAGCAAAUGUAUUAUUUUUGUUCCGAACACACUAUUUUGUAUACUUCAGGAAAACCAAAAUGAAUACACAAAUAACAUUACAGACUUUACCCUAUUGCAGAAAUAAAAAGUCAUCAUAAUAAUCUGAAUAACACGAAAAAGACCAAUAUUAGCUACAACUAGACAAACAAAAAAGUGUAACAAUAUAACUGAAGAAAUUCAUAGAAGCAAAUAUAUAACAGAGUCGAUGCAUUUAUCUGGUAAACGCUUUUCUUGUACCAUAAUAGAGAAGGGACUCUGGAAUAUUAAGCAUAAACACUAGAUGAAACCGCCCGGGCGAAUGGGCGAAUGUUUUGGUUUUCCAGUACUGGACGAUGGCAAGAAAACGAACAACACACUAAACAGCGGUAGAUAAUGAUAUAAUUGCUUUUAAGAAUCAAUUUUCAUUUUUUUAGGAACAAGGACUCAAAAGUGAUGGCUUUCGUUUUUGUGGAGAUGGGCCAUGUUGAGGAAAAAUAAACAACAAAGUAGUUAGUGAUACAUAAUAAAAUUGUAACAAAACGCGACAAAUUUACACAAAUAGUAGUCUUAGUAGACAGUCUCAGUUCAUAUCCAGACCCAACACCUCAUUCAUUGUUCCACGAAAACGAUCUCCAAAGCCCAUAGUUUAUUCUAAAAAGUUAAUUAAAAUCUUGUUCGAAUUCGUAUGCAAAGUAUCAACUAAUGCGUUAGUUUAACCCGAAAAUAAGGUAAUUAGUUCAGAAAUGUUUUAUUUGUUGCCAAUUUAAAUAAACAAAAUGGAAGCUUAUUGGCUGCUACCGAAUAACAAACUAUAAUAGAUAUUAGAUAUAUGAAACGAUAAAAUAAAUUGUACUGUAGAAUAGAUUAGAACCUGUUCGUAGUGGUUCUGUAAAAACAAGUAGUUUUUGAUUGGUAGAGGAUGUCAAAUCAAAAACUUGCAUCGGUUACUGUUACAAGUUGAUUCAACUAUAGUUUCACAAGUAAAGUGUGAGCAGUUUUUUCCCAUCCGUAUUCACCAAUAAUACCCGUAUAGAUUUAGAAUAGAAACCAGAGUUUUUAUUAUGUUUUUUGAGCUGAUAUGAUCAACAUAUCCGCUGAUGACGUGAUUUGAUCUAUUGAAUGACGUAUUUGAUACAUUUUCUUUCAUGGUAGCAUUUGAAUGAGCUCAGACUAUAAAACUGUUUAUUUUUUUUUUCGAUUAGUUUUUCAAGUCAUAAAAAGUUAAAUAGAAUGGUAUACAUGAGGUUUACUUUACGACAAUGAAUAUGCAACUAAUGAUCGAAUUCAUUCAUUACAUACAAUACUAUACUGCACUUCUUUGUGUUCUGUACAUCACCCAAUUAUCCCUCGAGUGAUACAACAGAAUAAAAGAAAAAAAUGCGCAAGUUUAUAAUGUUUAUUUCACAUCUAAUUUUCAACUGAUUCAAAAUAUUGCUUAACUGACUUUAAUAACACAUCAUUAACAUCCUCAAGGCGACGCCGGUAGCUACAACAAGAUUUUCGAAUGUAGUCCUCUGACAUUGGCAGCCAUGGGCGCGUUAUAGCAGACUUCAGUGUCUUCAAACUAUGUUGUUUUGCAUCCUUGUGCUUCAAAAUACGCCCAAAUCGAAAAAAUCAUCCAGUUGAGCCCAGACUGCUAGAGGCUCACGAAUCUUUCGACGGCAAACUUCAUGUUUUCCAUCUGCCUUCGUUUGAUUUGAUUUGACGUGUGAAAUUGUGCUAUUGAUAUUGAGAGAAAUAGGCUUUUUCAGAAAUGUUGGCCAAUGCAGCAACAAGUAAAAACUUUGAGUGCAAAAACAGGAUGAAAAAAAAUUUUUUUUUUGAAGAACCGGUUAAGUUUUUGUAUGGUUUUUGCAUUCAAAGUUUGUUUAUCUGGUUCUUACAAAAAAGAUAUUUUUAAACGAUUCUUGCGUUGCAAAAUACGAGUCCGGUUUUUGCUUCCAACGUUUUAGUCGGUUUUUGCAUUCAACCAUUAUCUGAUGACUACAAUUAGAGUAUUCGAACGUCUAUUUGAUUUCAUUGUUCAGAAUAUGUACAAUACAUCCGAACCAAGUCGUUACUCGCAAUCGCGAGAAUUACACUGGAUCAUGGCAAAAAAGUAGUCUGGUCUGGUGGUAGAAAUUUCGCUUCUGCUCUCCAUGUUUAUAAACAUAGGAAUGUUCAUUAAAAAAUAAUGCCACCGGCCACAAUGCUCGUUGGAUAAAUAAUGUUGCUUAAAAGUAAUAUUACCACCUUUAUCUUAUUAUGAAUCAUUUAAUCAAGUUGGAUUCUUCGUAUCAUUCAGAAGUUUAGUAGUAAAUUAUCAUUCGUAUUGUUAUGCGAUAUGACUAUUUUAGUUACCAUAAGUAAAAGUCCUACGAGGAAAUAAUAAUUUAAAAGAAAUGCAGCACAUAAAUAUCCGAACAAUAAUUGGUUUCUAUGGCUUUUUACUCAUCUUCAAAAAUGUUCUUCUGCUGUUUUCGAAAUUUGUUUUUAUACUACGCUUCUAUUUAAAAUGCUACCAUGAAAACGAGAAGUAAUGAUUGACAUUAUCCUGUACCAUUCCCGCGUAUCGAUUGUCAUAUGUAAAUGUACAACUGUUGAAAUUAAUGUUGAUAAAAAAUAUCUUUUAUUUACACGUACCCACACUUGCCAAACUGCACUGCAAUGCAGUUUCUUAAACACUCACCCAAUGAAACUGAAUUCAUGAUGUUCCAGGAAGAAUAGGGAAAUAUAAUUCAUAAAAUAGAACCAUUGAAUAGCAAUGGGAAUUAUCAGUUACAGUAGGAGCACAAUGUAAUGCUCAGCAAUAGAAUGGAAGAUUAGAUCUAGGUUGCAAAUAAAAUUAUAGCCGUUAGUUUAGUUUGGGUUAGACUCGUUAAAGUGUUGAUCAUGAUACCAAUUCCAAGCCAUAGAUAACUUGCCAAUUCAAAAUGAUUUUCCGAUUGUUCAACUAGUCGUAAAUAUAGUUAACUUGUCGCUGCCCGGAUAGCAAAGUUGAGCAGGAUGGGAUGCAUCAAUUUUUGCAUAUCAAUUUAAGACCCAUGACAAGCAUAAACAUGCUACUCAUAUUAAUAUCUGAAUUACGCAAUAAAGUUAACUUGGCAAUUUACUGUAAGUUUAAGAAAUCCUGGCCAAUGGCAAAUACAGAACAAAUUGAAAAUUAUACAAUUGUUUUCAUUUAAAAAAAAGUGCAUAUUUUAUCUUAAUAGUACGCCAAUGAAUCAUCAUGAUAUGCACAAAUUAGUGCUACACAUUUUACACAACUAUUUGGUAUAAACAAAUGAUUAGCGUAGCUUAAAGUUAGCAUCCAAAUCUCGAACGAUCGAUGCGAGGGUGCAUCCGUUCGAAAUUCACAAGCAGCCUUUCUCUCGUAAAGUCAGUUUGCCUAACAGCGACAGUGUAUUUGGAUAAAAUCAAUAUUGCAAGUAUAAAGCUUUUUACAAGCUAUUCGAGCUUUUAUGUGAUGUAGAAGUGCACUGUCGACAAGAUUAUUUUUCAUUAGCUUUUUAAUAAAAACUUCUUACUAUUGCAAACUAUCAAUCAAGCACAUACCAGAAUUAUUUAUUUUUAUAUUGUUAAAUAUUUCAAAACGCACCUUAAGCGUUGAGAAUACCAUAGCUAACUAUCAUAUUAAGAGUUCGGUCAAAUCUCGGUAGUUUGCCAUCUAAUACUAAUCCAUGUUAAGCCUACGUGUGUGCUGGCCACACACGGUAUCUCCACUUCAAUAGCAGAUGCGAGCAGCUCGAAAGCGUUCAUAAAUUUGCAUUCAAUUAAAAAAUCGGAUUGUUUUUUAUGAUUGCAGCAGUUUUAUUUCUGAUGAAACUAUGCGACAAUAGUGUAUUGUAGGUUUGUACAGCCUACAACAAAAGAAUUAUUAUUCGUAAUGAACAGCAGUUUAUUAAUUGUUAAACAAUGAUUUAUCUAAAUGCUAGAAGUUUUUACGUCUCUAAGUAUGUAUUAAAAUAAAAUCAUUAUGUUCGGUCAACUGUUGAGCGUUUCAAAUUAAUCCAAAUAAAUAUUACUCUGCAAGGAUCAGUAUUUUGCCAAGAUGGUUUACGUAUUAGAAAAACAACUGUCCAUAUUAUUCAUAUUCUUAUGAAUACUAUUUUAUUUUACAGAAACUAGUAACAAAUGAUAUGUAAAACGAAAAUUCUACGUAGGUAACCUUUUGGCGCCAAAUUAAUUUAUAUAUUUUUGAAAUGCUUUCAUAUCAAAUGCACUAUGCAUUAUAAUGCUUCGUAAUGGUUUAGACAUGUGUUACUCUAUCAAACACGUUUAAACACAACCAAAUCCCUUAAGACAAAUGCUUAUGUGUCUAGAAUAACCAAAAAGAAGAUCCACGGAAUACCCCUAAGCAUCAAACCUAUCAAUUAAUCCCCCACAAAAUAAACACUGAAAGCUUUAUCUAACAUUAAAAGAACACUAAUGCUACUAUAAACGAGCCAAUCACAUUGAAAGUAUCUAACAACCUCGACCCAAAACAAUAAAUGUGUUAUCAUUUCAAACGGAUAAGAACCGUGAUUCGAAAAACACUGAAAAUUAAAUGAACAUACUCCUAUCCCUCCGUAUUUGAGAUAACUGAAGAAAAAUCUUUCAACUUCAUACAAAACAACAGCCACCACGAAGAGGUGAUAUUUAAAAGUAAAUUUAUUUCAACUAAGCUGUAUCACUGUUAACAAAGCACUUCGUGAAACCCAGCCAACAUCCAGCGAAAAUCCGAGUCAUUAAUUGCGAAAAAGUUAGCACCGGAAAAUUUAAACGGCAUCAGAAAUGGGACUUUAUAAAAAAGAGGAAAACAAACUGGUGACAUUUAAUAAUAAAUUAAGAAAUCAAAUUGGCGACCGCAUACAUGAGAACGAUCAAACAAAUAAGAAAACUGACUCUCAUUUGCAGCGAUACAGAGCAUAAACCAACCAUUAAGGUUAAGCAUAAUGAAACAUUGUGUAAGUGUAUGCUAAACGUAUUUUUGAUUAUUAUUUAUAUGAAAGUGGAAAUAUAAGUUAUUUACAAAUC